CAAAGACGUGAAGGUUGAAAGUUUGGCAAAGUCGAUCUUGGGUGUAGUUUUCUCAUCCACCCUUUUCAAACGACAAGAGCUGUAAAACAAUUACCACGCGACUUUAAGCGCCACCUUCCCUUUUGCACUAAUACUAAUGGCUUCUCCUUUUCCCGUUCUCGGUUUUCGUUUUCGUUUUCGUUUUCUUUUUCUUCUUCUUCUUCUCCACCACCACAACCACCGUAUCAUCUUCUUCUUCAUCGAGAAGUAUCUGAGAAUCUGUUAUUGUAGCCAUUAAUGGGUUAUCUCUCUUGCAAUGCCGAGUCGGCGAUCGCCACAUGCGACUCCUAUAACUGGCCGGACCUCAAAGUCAAAAGGAAAUCAAAGAAAAAGAACAAACCCAAGCCAAUCAAGAUCAGGGAGUUUUCUCACGAAGAGCUCGCCGCCGCCACGGACGGUUUCUCCGCCGAGAGCUUUCUCGGGAAAGGAAGCCACGGCAGCGUCUACAAAGCCGUCCUCGAUGAUGGGAAGCUCGUCGCCGCCGUCAAGAGAACGAAACUCAUCUACAACUCCAAAACGACGACGUCGGCCUUCCACGACAACGAGAUCGAGAUACUCUCCCGCGUCCGCCACCCGAGGCUCGUCAACCUCAUCGGCUUCUGCGCCCACUCAAACGACAACAAGCUGAUCGUCGUCGAGUACAUGCCCAACGGGUCGUUGUACGAUCUGCUGCACUCCGGUUCGAGGCCUCCGGGAUGGACACGGAGGGUCCGGUUCGGGUUACAUGUAGCGAAGGCGGUGCACGCGCUCCACGCGGCAAGUCCGCCGGUGAUCCACCGGGACAUAAAGUCUUCGAAUGUUUUGAUCGACGAGGACGGGAACGCGAGGCUCGGGGACUUCGGAUUGGCGCUGAGGGGACACGUGGAGGACGUUCGCGUCAAGUGCACGCCACCGGCGGGGACGUUAGGGUACCUCGACCCGGGCUAUCUUGCGCCGGGGGAUCUAAGCGCUAAGAGUGACGUGUUCAGCUUCGGGAUUUUGCUUCUCGAGAUCAUCAGCGGAAGAAACGCGAUCGAUGUGAAUUACAGCCCGCCUUCCAUCGUGGACUGGGCCGGGCCCAUAAUUAAGCGCGGCGACUACGCCGACAUCUGCGACUCCAGAAUCGGGCCGCCGCCGGACCGGGCCGUGGCACGCCACCUCGCGGUGCUUGCCGCGAGGUGCGUCAGGUCUACGUUGGAGAAGCGGCCGACGAUGGGCGAGGUCGUCGAGUCCCUGAAACUCAUCAGCAAACGCGCUCAUGCGCCGCCGAUGUGGAACAACUUGAGGCGGCGCGUGAGGUGCGUGGAAAUCAACACGGAGCCGCUGUUGAGCGGUCAUCGGGAAGAUUGCGAUGUCAAAACCGCAGUCACUGCCGCGGCGGAGAUCGGCCGGCGGGGCAGGAAAUUAAGAAGCAGUAGUGUUGGUGAAAUGGAGAGGUCAAAGUCAAUAGGGUCGUAUAGAGAGGUGGUGGGUGCAGCACAGGAGAGGCAUAUCCCGGUGGCGAUAGUGGCGUCGGGAGUGGCGGUGAAGAUGCCGCCGGCGGUGGUGAGGCUGAGGAAGUCGAGGUCGGUGGGAGUGUCCCGGAGCAGUAUCAAGAGAGGAGGGUUCGUGUUGGAGUUCGAGAGGGACGUGGUUAAGUCUCGUUCGGAGUUUGAUUUGUCGGAGUUGGUUAUUAGUUUAGACGACAAAUCUGACGACAAAAUACUGGAGAAAUCGUUAGUUUCCCAAUAACUACUUCCUUGUAUAGAAACCACUGUUGAUCAGGAGAUGCAACGGUUAAGGUGCUUUCUUUUCGGCUCGGUUACUGGACAGUGCAGCAUCAAACUCAUGGUAGCACGAGUGAAAUUAAAUUUAUUUUGAAGUAAAAUUAGAUCAGGUCGUUUUGGUUUGUGCUCCGGCCUCUCAAAUUUCUUAUAAACGAUAUGGAUGGGAGUGUGAUGCGCCAAUCAGCCAAUGUUCCAUUUUUUAUCACGCCAAUAAAACUAUACUAGUAUAGUACAUACUGGCAAAUUAAAUUGGAAUAAACGGUACUGAAGACGGUCAAGCAUGAUCAAGUGAAUAUGCUUUUCUUUGACUGAUCUUGCUACGUU
Morus notabilis is the source of this 2108-nucleotide messenger RNA. Its product is annotated as serine/threonine-protein kinase-like protein At1g28390. The coding region runs from base 277 to 1749 and encodes 490 amino acids. Gene Ontology annotation, molecular function: ATP binding; protein kinase activity. NCBI's taxonomy places the organism in Eukaryota, Viridiplantae, Streptophyta, Magnoliopsida, Rosales, Moraceae. Gene Ontology annotation, biological process: protein phosphorylation. The record is from RefSeq and is a predicted model, not a curated record. Gene Ontology annotation, cellular component: plasma membrane. The transcript has a single exon.